AUGGCCCUCCGCCGCUCCACCCGGCUGAGCGCGCUGCUUCCCCUCACAUCAACAUCAACUCCUCCAGCGGCGACACCAGCAUCCCAACGCCGCAACGGAGUCACAAAAGCCCGGAAACCAUCAACAAAAGAAAGACAGAAGAAGGCACAGACAAUCGAAACUAUACACUCGCACACUCAGUCCCUCACGGAUCCAGAUACUACCCAGCAAAACCCAGCAACGACUGCCCCUACCCUCCCGCCUCCCUCCGCGGCUGAAGUCAACAUCAACGCCCACAAUGGAAAUUAUUGGGAGAGUACACCGGUACAGAACAAACGCCCCCAAACGCCUCCCCCGCUCAACCGCCCCGUUGAACCGCACCGCACAAAUGCAACCCUCCUAACCCCGCAUGGCUCCUCCCUCGUCGCCUACCCGCCAGGAACAACAGGGACGGACAUCUCGCCCUCGAAGCCGGGUCUGCCCCGGCCGACAGCAACAACAGGCACACUACUCGACAAGGCAACAGCGCACUUGAUAGCGACAGAUCUGCGCCUGGAGCCGCUGAUUAAGGCGCAUCGCUGUAGCCUGUUCUCGCCGGAGGGGUUGGCCGAGAAGAUCGAUCCGUUCCGCAGCUUGGUGGGUACGAUCAUCGGGCAGCAGGUUUCCGGGGCGGCGGCGAGGUCAAUUAGGGAAAAGUUUGUGGCGUUGCUGUGGGGAUUGAAUCAUACGGGUAAUCAUGAAGUGAAAGAGGCUGAGAACGAGGGGUAUUUUCCUACCCCGGAGGAGAUUGUCCGCGUUGAUAUGCCUACAUUGCGGACGGCGGGCUUAUCCCAGCGCAAGGCUGAGUACAUCCACGGUUUGGCGGAGAAGUUUGCCAGCGGUGAAUUGAGCGCAAGGAUGCUACUGAAUGCUAGUGAUGAUGAGCUGCUGGAGAAGCUGACUGCGGUGAGGGGAUUGGGGAGGUGGUCAGUUGAGAUGUUUGCAUGUUUCACGCUAAAGCGGACUGAUGUGUUCUCAACGGGAGAUCUAGGCGUCCAGAGAGGAUGUGCGGCCUUCUUGGGGAAGGACGUGAGUAAACUCAAGGCAAAAGGUGGUAAGUUCAAGUACAUGUCCGAGAAUGAUAUGUUGGAGUUGGCCGCCAGGUUCGCGCCGUAUAGGAGCCUCUUUAUGUGGUACAUGUGGCGUGUAGUGGAAGUCGACGUUACUGUCAUGAGCAAGUAA
Aspergillus mulundensis is the source of this 1200-nucleotide messenger RNA. It is a transcript of the gene alkA, whose product is annotated as DNA-3-methyladenine glycosylase II. Bases 1 to 1200 code for a protein of 399 amino acids. The record is from RefSeq and is a predicted model, not a curated record. The transcript has 3 exons. Gene Ontology annotation, biological process: base-excision repair, AP site formation; base-excision repair; DNA alkylation repair. Gene Ontology annotation, cellular component: nucleus; protein-DNA complex. Lineage: Eukaryota; Fungi; Ascomycota; Eurotiomycetes; Eurotiales; Aspergillaceae. Gene Ontology annotation, molecular function: DNA-7-methylguanine glycosylase activity; alkylated DNA binding; DNA-3-methyladenine glycosylase activity.